Yamadazyma jaroonii is the source of this 624-nucleotide messenger RNA. The record is from the annotation of a GenBank genome assembly. Lineage: Eukaryota; Fungi; Ascomycota; Pichiomycetes; Serinales; Debaryomycetaceae.
AUGGUAUCAUUAGAUUUGCACCCAUUUACUUUAAUUGUGGGAUUAUUGGUGAUUCUUAUCAUCGAUAAUGUCAUCAAAGCUAUGGGUAAGAAGAACUUAGAAGAUAUUGUAUGGGUCAUUUAUUGUAAAAUAGCUGGAUCUUUAGGUAAUUCAAAGAUUAAAGCUAUUAAUGAAAAAACUGUUGAAGCUGGGAAAAUCAAUAAAGAAAGAAAAUCUAUAAGUGCCCAAGAUCAAUAUGCUAAAUGGACGAAAUUGAAUCGUCAAUUUGACAAAGUCAAUGAAGAGAUUAAAACUUUAACUAAUGAGUUGGCUUCUGAUAAAGCCAUGAUAACGAAAUAUUUAACUGCUGUUAUAAAUAUUUUAACUUCAUGGCCCUUAUGGUUUUCUAGAUUCUGGUAUAGAAAGAAGGUGCUUUUCUUUUUACCUCCAGGAUUAUUCCCGUAUCCAUUAGAAAGAAUACUUGCCUUACCAUUUACAGUUUUAGGAGGUGUUGGAUUGACAGUGUGGAUGUUUGCUAUCAGAAAUGUUAUAUCUUCAGUAAUAUUCAUGGUAUGUUUCCCAUUCGAAGAAACUGUUGAAAAACCUGUUAAAGAGAAAAAAGAAGAAAAAGUUCAAGAACUUUAG